AUGCGAAUCCUUCAUCAACAUGGUGUGCAUCAGUUUGCCCUACAUGGUACGUAUGGCCAGAUCCUCAAACAGACGUGUGCAUGGUGUGGGCAGUGGAUUGCUUCCCCGUACAUGGUCAAGAAUCACUUCCACAACUCGCACCCGGAACUCAUGCAGCAGUACUCCUCUCAGCUCAAUAAAUUCCUUAGUGACAUUGUGCCUCGAUUCCCGUGCGCCUACUGCACUUCUACUGUGAAGGAGAAGGCUCGGCACAUUCCGAGGAUGACACUACCAGCAGAUCAAGUUCAACAACUCUUCGGAGGAAUACUGAGCGAGGACCACAAUCCCAGACCAAACAAAGCACCCAAAUCCCAGCUGAGGCAGGACAAGGGCACAGGAAAAGGGGGAAGAGGAUGGUCAAAGCGCAGCAGAGAGGCCCCACCGAUGACACAUGCGCAACAAACAAGUGGCGACACGGAACACCUGAUCAGCCUUCUGAGCCGACUCGUCCUCAGACACGAAGACUCAGUAGCAGUGCUGAGGCAAAAUACGGGUUGGGUGAUGUAUCUUCAAACACAGAAACAUGCGUGCUCCGUGGUCGACAUCCUAGUGAAGCUUUCCGUGAAGUGGCACUCAGCGGCUCAGAAAGAGGCACCAGUCGGUCGAGUCCCCUUACGAUGCAUCCUCCUACAAGGUCUGGUUCAGGAGCUCCUCAACAGGUUGAGCCGUCAGGAAGUGGUCGAUGCAGCAAAACAAGCGGGAUGGGUGACAGACGACGGGUGGAUUUAUCAGGUUUGGUGCCCAAACAGCCGAUGUCUCAAAGCAAACGGGAGCAAAUCCCCAAUGUCCCAUGCGACGAUGCUGGAAAAGCUACAGACUUUGCAGCGGGCUCUAGCGAACGACUCCGCAAUCCACCGUUUCAGAUCAUUGAGACCCCUCCGGGAGCAGAUGGAAGGCGAGACAGUGGUUAUGCUAUUGGACUUAGCGAUACUCGAGGAAGAUGGCAAGCUUGCCCAGGCACUCAUGCAGGAAUUGACGGGAAACUCCGUAUGUCAGGUCGUAGGCCUCCAGUUCCGGAGAGAGUCGCUGCAGCGUUCUUCAUUGGCGCGGGAGCUCCAGCAGACAUUGAACGACUCCUACAUGUCCUAA
Symbiodinium sp. CCMP2592 is the source of this 1128-nucleotide messenger RNA. The record is from the annotation of a GenBank genome assembly. Lineage: Eukaryota; Dinophyceae; Suessiales; Symbiodiniaceae.